Dichotomopilus funicola is the source of this 624-nucleotide messenger RNA. RefSeq lists its product as uncharacterized. The record is from RefSeq and is a predicted model, not a curated record. NCBI's taxonomy places the organism in Eukaryota, Fungi, Ascomycota, Sordariomycetes, Sordariales, Chaetomiaceae. Gene Ontology annotation, cellular component: RNA polymerase II transcription regulator complex. Gene Ontology annotation, biological process: regulation of DNA-templated transcription. Gene Ontology annotation, molecular function: DNA-binding transcription activator activity, RNA polymerase II-specific; transcription cis-regulatory region binding. The transcript is spliced from 4 exons. The coding region runs from base 1 to 624 and encodes 207 amino acids.
AUGGAGGUUCUUGGGGAUUUUGUCGACUUCCCGUCGCCGCCGCCUUCAAUGUAUUACGUCUACGGUGAACAAGAGCCAUACCUGUCCGAAUCGUCGCAAAGUCCAAAUAACUCGAGCUCACCUCCUAUGUUCCCUGAAAAAAAUAAAAUGGGGUUGAACUCUAACAAUUCUAUGCAGUACCCGAGCCCUGGGCAAGAUGAGAAUGAGCCCGCAGAAUCAUCAGAGCAGCAAAAGCCAGCGGCAAAGCGGAAACGCGAGAACCGUUACAAAAACGCGCCCCCCGCGGUGUUGUCCCGACGGAGAGCACAAAACCGCGCCUCGCAGCGGGCGUACCGGGAGCGCAAAGACCAGCGGAUAAAGGAUCUCGAACAGAUGCUCAGCGACGCAAAGCAGCGAAACGACGUUCUGAGCCAAGCGUACGCCUCGCUCCACGCCGAAUACCUCAACCUCAAGAGCACUCCGCUCGGCGACGCCAGCUAUCCACCCCAGUUCGACAGCAUACCGUACGGCAAUGGCAGCGCUCAUGGGACAACAAUGCCGAUGAAUCCCAGUGGCGUGGACGGGAUUGGGGGUGUCGACAUGUUCGUCUACGGCGAUCUGAGCACCACAAACUACACCCUUUAA